Molecule: messenger RNA, 2013 nt
Organism: Suillus clintonianus
Lineage: Eukaryota; Fungi; Basidiomycota; Agaricomycetes; Boletales; Suillaceae
Product: Alpha/Beta hydrolase protein
Exons: 6
Coding region: 1-2013 (670 amino acids)
Biological process (GO): proteolysis
Molecular function (GO): serine-type peptidase activity
Source: RefSeq, a predicted model, not a curated record
AUGUCUCAAAAAUAUGCGCCGUACGGCCUUUGGGAGUCCCCCAUCACAGCUGAUGCUAUUGCGCAGGAUAGCGUCUCCUUGGCCAACAUCUUUGUAGAUCCAGUCACAAAGGAUAUCUACUACACUGAACAGCGUGCAUCGGAGGGUGGUCGAUGCGUGGUUAUGAGCAACCAGACUCAAAAGGAAGUCUUCAGCAAGGACUUCAAUUCGCGCACGCGCGUUCAUGAAUACGGUGGAGCUGCUGCGAUCGCUUAUGACGGGACUGUGUACUCUUCAAACUUCGCGGAUUUCCUUAUAUAUGCCGCAAAAGACGGGAAAAUAAAACCAAUUACACCAGAGGACCCGAAUAAGAUUUAUCGUUACGCAGACCUCUGUGUGCACCCAGUCCACACAGAUCUGCUCGUCGCUAUCUUAGAAGACCAUACCAACGACACGCCGCAAACCGUGCGCAAUUCUCUUUGCGUCAUCAAUUCCACAGCUGCAACUGUCACGUCCUUGGUUUCCACCGAGGAUGCUCAAAUUGAAUUCUAUGCGGCACCGACCUUUUCUCCUUCUGGCGAUAAGCUCGCAUGGCAGUUCUGGAAACACCCAGACAUGCCUUGGGAGGGUGGACAGAUCUGCGUGGCUGAUGUCCACUACAAUUCCAAUACCCAUACACUUAGCCUGAGCAACGCGAAGCUGGUAGCUGGCGAAGCUAACAAUAUCAGCGCGUGUUACCCCUUGUGGGCCUCUAACGACAAGCUUUUAUUCACCUCCGACGAAAGCAAGUUUGCAAACCUGUGGGAGUAUACCCAGGCAUGCACCAAACCAGUUCUCUCGUCCGUUGUGGAGCAAGACUUCUGCAGGCCAUCCUGGACACUAGGUAAUUACUCCUUCGCUUUCCUCGAUGAGAAGGGCACAAAAGCCAUCUGCGUUGCAUGGCGGAAUGGCCGAAGUGUGCUGUACGUUAUCGAUAUCGCCAAGGGCUCCUACACGGAGAUCAAGGACGAAUCGUUCGACUUUGUAGUUGUCGAACACGUCCAUCGUCUGUCGGACUAUACUUUUGUCUUCACGGGACUACGAAGCAACGCCCCUGGUGCAGCUAUGCUCUGCAGUCUUACCGGACCAACACUUGUGCCAAAUUUCCAGGUGCUCAGAUCUACUGCAUCGACGUCCGCUGCGCCGUUCCCUGAGGGCAUCAUUUCGCUCCCAAUCCCGCUUGAGCUUAAACUGGCAAGUGACAAGAUUGUGUAUGCCGUGUACUACGCUCCAAACAACCCAGCAUAUGCGGGUUCGAGCAUUUCCAAAGAGAAGCCUCCCUGCGUGCUUGGCGUACACGGUGGCCCCACAGGAUUAGAGACCCAGAAUUUGAACUGGAUGAAGCAGUAUUUCACAAGUAGAGGAUAUGCUUGGUUGGAUAUAAACUACAGCGGUUCUUCAUCCUAUGGACGCGCAUAUGUGGAGCGCCUCCAAGGGAAUUGGGGUAUUACCGACGUAAGCGACUGUGUCGAAGCAAUCCAAACACCUACACUUCGUUCCCUCAUCGACACCAAGCGCACUGCGAUCCGCGGGGGGAGCGCAGGUGGGUAUACUACCCUUGCCGCCAUUUCCCUUGACUCCUCCGCGGCGAGCAAGGCGAAAUUUUUCGCAAGUGCCACGAACAGCUACGGGAUCUCAGAAAUGGGGCUGUUUGCAGAGGAUACGCACAAGUUCGAGCUUAUGUAUGUCAUAAAGCUUCUCGGUGGUCCGAUAGCAGAGAUUCCGAAAGUGUGGCACGACCGAAGCCCAGUAUAUUUUUCUGCAAACAUCAAAACACCGUUGCUCGUUCUUCAAGGCAAUGAUGAUGCAGUUGUUCCGCCCGCCCAAUCCUGGACUAUUGUUGAUGGGAUCCUUAAAUCUAAGGGGCAUGUUGAGGCGCACUUCUUCGAUGGCGAACAGCAUGGGUGGCGCACAUCAGAGACAAUUAAGAAGGCAAUUGAAUUCGAGAGGGAAUGGUACGAGAAGACCAUGGUGAGGACUACUGUCAGAAACUAA